Messenger RNA from Rotaria sp. Silwood2, 651 nucleotides. NCBI's taxonomy places the organism in Eukaryota, Metazoa, Rotifera, Eurotatoria, Philodinida, Philodinidae. The record is from the annotation of a GenBank genome assembly.
AUGCAAAAAGGAGGUGAAGGAGGACAUGUUAUGGAAAAAGGAGGAAAAGGAGGAGGUAAAUGUACAAAAUGUAAAUGUUCAUGGAAAACACAUCAACAUAUAACAUAUGAAUAUGAAACAAAUGUUCGUCGUCUUACCGAGGCAUCUUCAUUAAGUGAUAUUGAUAAACGAAUAAGUGAUUUAAAAGAUGAAAAAUCAAAAAUAGAAGAUGUUUAUAAAAAACUUUCAAAAUUUCUUCAUGCAAAUGCAAUUCUUCCAUUAAAUGAUGAUAUAUUAGAAUAUCUUAAACUUUUUAUAAAAGAAGAACAAAUGAAAAAAAAUGCUGGUAACCAAAAUAAUGAUGUCAUUCAAGGUCUUGAACAAAUGAUGAAAGAUUAUGAAGAAGAAAUAAAUUUAUUUAAAAAAACAAUAGAAAAUGAAAAAGAUCGUUCAAACGCAAAAGAUGUACUUAAAUCUGAUGAUAUAUUUCCGUUAGUUGGAACUCUCUAUCGAUUACCAAUUAAUGGAAAAAAAAUUCGCGAACAAGUCGAUGGUUUAAAAAUAAGUCAAAAUAAUAUUUCAUCGAAACGAGAAAUUUUUGUUGAAUUACCAGUUAAGGCUAAUUCGUCAACAAUAAUGUGUCAAUUCAAAAAUAUUAUUUCAAAUAAAUAA